This is a messenger RNA of Zophobas morio, 1237 nucleotides long. RefSeq names its product acidic mammalian chitinase-like. The record is from RefSeq and is a predicted model, not a curated record. Gene Ontology annotation, molecular function: chitin binding; chitinase activity. Bases 43 to 1137 code for a protein of 364 amino acids. NCBI's taxonomy places the organism in Eukaryota, Metazoa, Arthropoda, Insecta, Coleoptera, Tenebrionidae. Gene Ontology annotation, cellular component: extracellular region. The transcript has 6 exons. Gene Ontology annotation, biological process: chitin catabolic process; carbohydrate metabolic process.
AAACUUCAUUCAACAGCGGCCCUCCCAACAACCAUCAUCACAAUGUUCAAAUUGCUAGCCGCAACAAUACUUCUCAAUUACCUGAUAGUUCAGAACACCACAGCAGCAACAGACAAAGUCAUCUGUUACUACCAGAGUUGGUCUGCUUCAUCUUUUUCACCAAGCAAUAUUGACCCUCACAUCUGCACACACAUCAACUAUGCCUUCGUAGGAAUCAAAACCGAUGGAAGCUUACGUCUUUCUGGUGGAGAAGAUGUGAUAAGAAAACUUCGUGACUUGAAGAAGAAAAACAACAAACUGAAAUUGCUGUUCAGCGUUGGUGGCUGGUCUGAAGGAUCUAAAACGUUCUCUUCGGUAGCUGCGAGUUCUGGAAAGUUAUCAAAAAUGGCGUCGAGUGCUCUUCAACUGGUGAAGACACACAAGUUUGAUGGAAUCGACAUCGAUUGGGAAUAUCCAGCGCAAAGAGGGGGAAAAUCCGCCGACAAGAAAAACUUCGUCACCAUGCUGAAGACUCUCCGCAAAAAACUGAAAGACAACGGCAACUACUUGUUAACUGUGGCAGUGGCUUCAACCCCCGACAGUAGUUCCUACGAUGUGUCUAAAAUUGCAGAACAAGUUGAUUUCAUAAACGUGAUGACUUACGACUUCCAUGGCGUUUCCGACGGCAAAACCGGUGAAAACGCGCCACUGCACUCACGUUCCAAAGAGAGCCAAUGGGAAAAAGAUAACGCCAACUGCGAAGCGUCAAUCAAACACUGGAAAGACAAGGGGGCAUCAAGCAGCAAAUUAAUUCUGGGUUUGGCCUUUUAUGGACACUCCUACAAACUAAAGAACUCGAAGGUUCACGGUAUAGGAGCACCCAUAAAUGGAGACAAUGGACAACUUCCAUACAGCGAGAUCUGUAAACUGAAGAGCGGCUGGAAGGAGGUUUGGGACAACGAACAAAAGGUCCCCUAUAAAUACAAGGGCUUGACCUGGAUAGGCUUUGACAACCCCUCCUCAAUCAAAGAAAAAGUGAAAUUUGCCACAAAGAAGAAACUUGGCGGAGUCAUGAUAUGGGCGGUGGAUCAAGACGACAAAAGUGGCUCCUGUGGCACGAAGUACGCCCUACUAAAAGAAAUCAAGAAACACUUAUAACAAACUUUCCAACUUGAACCUUUUAUUUAGUCUGAUUAAUUUAACUUAUAAAAUGUACCUCAUAAAUAUGUAUUAAAUAAAAUAUCGCCCUAUUACAGAA